AGAGGGACCGACCGCGGGAGACAGACAGAGAGAGAGAGCCCAGAGGGAGGGGAGACUCCAGCAACCCGCUCACCAGAGCUCAGCCUCCAACUUGUUUCAGUUCAUUCAUCCUCCCAGCAGCCGGCUCCGGCUCCGGAGUGACAGUGGCUCGGUCUGUUUGGAAGUCCUGAGGAUUCCUCGCCCCAGAAUCUGGAAGGAACUUGGUGAAUCAUAAGCACCACUAGUGGACUUCUAAGAACAGCACCACCAGGUUGUCCAAGUAAGGAAGAAGAUGCUAAUCUUACGAAUGGGCCUACUCUACAGGAUCAGCCUUGGGCUUCUCAUCCUGACCAAUAUCUUCCCUGGAACAGCUGGCCAAGGGGAGUCAAGACCGGGAGACUUUGUGAAGCAGGACAUUGGAGGCCUCUCUCCCAAGCAUGCCCCAGACAUUCCUGAUGACAGCACCGACAACAUCACCAUCUUCACCAGGAUCCUGGACCGCCUUUUGGACGGCUAUGACAACCGCCUGCGACCUGGGCUUGGAGAUGCAGUGACAGAGGUGAAGACUGACAUCUACGUGACCAGCUUUGGCCCUGUGUCUGACACAGACAUGGAGUACACCAUCGAUGUCUUUUUCCGACAGACAUGGCAUGAUGAGAGGCUGAAAUUCGAUGGGCCCAUGAAGGUCCUGCCACUGAACAAUCUCCUGGCAAGUAAGAUAUGGACCCCUGACACCUUCUUCCACAACGGCAAGAAAUCGGUAGCCCAUAACAUGACCACGCCAAAUAAGCUGCUGCGACUGGUGGACAACGGGACCCUGCUCUACACCAUGAGGCUGACGAUCCACGCCGAAUGCCCCAUGCACUUGGAGGACUUCCCCAUGGACGUGCACGCCUGCCCACUGAAGUUCGGAAGCUAUGCGUAUACAACAGCUGAAGUGGUUUACUCCUGGACUCUUGGGAAGAACAAGUCUGUGGAAGUGGCACAGGAUGGCUCUCGCCUGAAUCAGUACGACCUGCUGGGCCAUGUUGUGGGAACAGAAAUCAUCCGAUCCAGCACAGGAGAAUAUGUCGUCAUGACAACCCACUUUCAUCUCAAGCGAAAAAUUGGCUACUUUGUGAUCCAGACCUACCUGCCAUGUAUCAUGACUGUUAUUCUGUCCCAAGUGUCUUUCUGGCUCAACCGAGAGUCUGUCCCUGCCCGCACUGUCUUUGGUGUCACCACCGUCCUCACCAUGACCACCCUGAGCAUCAGUGCCAGAAACUCCUUGCCUAAGGUGGCGUAUGCGACGGCCAUGGAUUGGUUCAUAGCCGUCUGUUAUGCCUUUGUCUUUUCUGCGCUGAUUGAGUUCGCCACUGUCAACUACUUCACCAAACGGAGCUGGGCAUGGGAAGGCAAGAAGGUGCCGGAGACCCAGGAGCCCAAGAAGAAGACCCCAGCAGCCCCAGCGAAGAAAGCCAGCACCACCUUCAACAUUGUGGGGACCACCUACCCCAUCAACUUGGUCAAGGAGACCGAGUUCUCCACCAUCGCCAAGGCUGCCACCCCCAGUGGCUCCUCCACCCCUACACUCAUCGCCUCACCCAAGACCACCUACGUGCCAGAGAGUCCCACUGAGACCAAGACCUACAACAGCGUGAGCAAGGUUGACAAGAUCUCUCGCAUCAUCUUCCCUGUGCUCUUCGCCAUCUUCAACCUCGUCUACUGGGCCACCUACGUCAACCGGGAGUCGGCCAUCAAGGGCAUGAUCCGCAAGCAGUAGGUCCUUUCAGUAGAGGACUAGCGUGCGCCCCUUUCUGAAGGCCAAACAGAAGAGAGAACUGAGAAGCCAGAGAAGCAUGACCUCAGAACGAUCUCGGCGGGCCUCUGGGGUCCUGGAAUGCCGUUUGGUUGGACACCAAAAUGAUGCUUAACAAGUCAAUGAGGAGACUACUUCUGAUAGUCACGACUCAAGGGAAUGAGAUCGUUUAAGAUGGCAGCCACUAGUCCAGAAUACCUAGAAGCCCAAGGUAAAGCCACCCGUGAUGCCAAAAGCCGAUCUCCCUGCCUGCCCCUGACCAAGCUCUUACGGGGUCUGUCAUUAGCUGCUCGUUGCCUUUCCCCCAUCCUUCCCUACUCCCUGCUUCCUUGCCAUUGCUGGGAUAAUGCAUGCCAGUCCCAUUAUCCACUAGACCAUGUCUAUAGGUAACCUCAAGAGGAGUGUUGUGUUGUGGAUCUGUGGGGGUGGGGGUGGGGGUGGGGGUGGGACUGUAAAUGGUUGUCUUACAGAGUUUCAAGUGGAAGUCUGACCUUUGCCUCUCUGUAGAAAUUGUGUUUCCAAAUGCUUCAGUGCAGUGUUUAGCGGCUGUUUAUUAAACUCUUCUGAAUUGUA
Erinaceus europaeus (western European hedgehog) is the source of this 2350-nucleotide messenger RNA. It is a transcript of the gene GABRA3, whose product is annotated as gamma-aminobutyric acid type A receptor subunit alpha3. The record is from RefSeq and is a predicted model, not a curated record. Bases 272 to 1741 code for a protein of 489 amino acids. The transcript is spliced from 12 exons. Gene Ontology annotation, biological process: signal transduction; regulation of postsynaptic membrane potential; synaptic transmission, GABAergic. NCBI's taxonomy places the organism in Eukaryota, Metazoa, Chordata, Mammalia, Eulipotyphla, Erinaceidae. Gene Ontology annotation, molecular function: transmitter-gated monoatomic ion channel activity involved in regulation of postsynaptic membrane potential; benzodiazepine receptor activity; GABA-gated chloride ion channel activity. Gene Ontology annotation, cellular component: dendrite membrane; synapse; neuron projection.